Molecule: messenger RNA, 618 nt
Organism: Aplosporella prunicola CBS 121167
Lineage: Eukaryota; Fungi; Ascomycota; Dothideomycetes; Botryosphaeriales; Aplosporellaceae
Exons: 1
Source: RefSeq, a predicted model, not a curated record
AUGAGCUCGUGUUCAGAUGAGAUCUCUGAUUCUCCAGAGUUGGCCGUAGAGCCAAAACUUAUUUUUUCCUCUGGUUUUGCCAAUAUCAGAGACACCGUCGUUGACCCGAGUCCUACAGCUACUGCGGGUCGCCUCCGACUCGUAGACAUGGGCACUUUUUUGAAUGAUCGCCGCCUCGAUAUUUACGAAUACCACUCCAGCCUGAGCUGUAGUGCCUACGUCGUUGUGUCUUACGUCUGGAAAGGCAAUCUGCUUGUUGCAGAUCCGUCCAGACCUUCGUAUUGGGUCGAAGAGCUUGGCGCUUUCUCCGUCAAAGGCGCUGAGGAUGGUGACCCUAUCAGUCUUGACGUCCUCCACCACAUAUGCUCUGCUGCACUUUCAUGCCAGUACAGCGGGUCGCACCUCUGGCUCGAUCGCCUCUGCAUUGUCCAGACAUCCAAGAAAGACAAGGCAUGGCAGAUCAGAGAGAUGUUCGAUAUCUACAAGCGCUGUAAGAUCUGCUGCGUACUGCCUGGAGGUAUGCAGCGGUUGGUCAGUCUUGAAGAAGAGACCACAUGGAUCGAGCGGGCAUGGACGCUCCAGGAGGUGAUCGUCCCGUAUAGAUCUAUCGUCCUUUUC